This is a messenger RNA of Gadus morhua (Atlantic cod), 9638 nucleotides long. RefSeq names its product tensin 1b (gene tns1b). The record is from RefSeq and is a predicted model, not a curated record. Gene Ontology annotation, molecular function: protein binding. NCBI's taxonomy places the organism in Eukaryota, Metazoa, Chordata, Actinopteri, Gadiformes, Gadidae. Gene Ontology annotation, biological process: fibroblast migration. The coding region runs from base 822 to 6716 and encodes 1964 amino acids. Gene Ontology annotation, cellular component: focal adhesion. The transcript is spliced from 35 exons.
GCGAAAGUGAGCUUGGGGGAUGAGAGUGAUAGGGAAGAGGGGAGGGGCGGGAGAUCGAGUGUUGGGUAGGGGGGAUAAGUGUAGGACCCCCUUCUCUCUUUUUCUGAGACCCCUCCCCCCUCAUCCCUCCUCCUCCUCUGUUCCUGUGGAGUGGGCCUGGCUGACCCCCCUGCUCAAGGCUUUGUGAUACUUCUCCCGGCGGAGGGAGAGAGAGGCAGCGCUGACACACCGUGAGAGAGAGAGAGAGAGAGAGAGAGAGAGAGAGAGAGAGAGAGAGAGAGAGAGAGAGAGAGGUAGACCUGACACACACACAGAGAGGGAGCGAGAAGAGAACUAGAGGAGCAGGCAGUCGGGAUUCAAUUUGGAGUUGAGAGAGGAGUCACAGAGGGAGAAUUGGAGAAAGCAAGCAAGUCAGAGAGAGAGAGAGAGAGAGAGAGAGAGAGAGAGAGAGAGAGAGAGAGAAAGUGAUGAAUGCCCAGUCAGGGAAAGUAAGUACGUGACAGAGACAGAGAGGGAGUCAUAGAGAGAGGGACAGCACUGAGAGAGCUGAGAACCAGAGCAAAGUGCCAGACAGAGACGGAGACAGACAGAGAGAGAAGAGUGUGCGCUCCUUGGACGGUCAUGGAUUUGACAGACUGCUCACCAUGUGGAAUAGACUGCACUCAGCCCAGGACCACAGCUGCAGCCGGUGCUCUGCAGCACUAGACGCAACACUAGUAUCCCCGGGACCAGGACCUGCAGGACCUAUAGGACCCUAAGCACAAUCGGACCCCCACCGACAACACCAAACCCCUCCAGCGCCCCGGUUAAGGCUUCCCAGCAUGCCGUCUGUGUCCCUCAGCCUGCCUCCGGCGCUGGUCGGACCGGCACGCACCUGGGUCUGCCUCUCGUGCAUGUUCUGGCCAGAGGAGCUGGAGGCGGUCCACUCCCACACCUUCAGGGUGAAGAGUUUCAAGAAGACCCGACCCUGCGGCGUCUGUCAGCAAACCAUCCUCCACGACGGACUCAUCUGCAGAGUGUGCCGGAUAUCGUGCCACAAGAAAUGUGAAGUGAAGGUGUCCUCGUCUUGUGUUCCCUCCACUAACUAUGAGCUGGCACCUAGCAGUGACCUCGCUCUCAAACAUGUAGACACCUUGGGCUCCACAAAGUCCUCCAAGAGCAUGGAGUCUCGACGCAGACCCUCCAGGACGGUGAGCCUCAUGCAGGCCCUGGAAGAGAACUACGAGGUGGACCUGGUCUACAUCACGGAGCGGAUCAUCUCCGUCUCCUUCCCCAGCUCGGUGGAGGAGCAGAGCUAUGCCGCCAACCUGCGCGAGGUGGCCACCAUGCUGCGCUCCAAACACGGAAACAACUACCUGCUCUUCAACCUCAGCGACAAACGUUAUGACAUUAACCAGCUCAACCCAAAGGUCCUGGACUUUGGCUGGCCGGACCACCACGCCCCAGCACUGGACAAGAUCUGCAGCAUCUGCAAGGCCAUGGACACCUGGCUUAGCGCAGACAGCCACAACGUGGUGGUCAUACACAACAAGGGCAAUCGAGGCAGGACCGGGGUGGUGGUGGCAGCAUACAUGCACUACAGCAACAUAUCCGCCAGUGCGGACCAAGCUCUGGACCGGUUUGCUAUGAAGAGGUUCUAUGAAGACAAAGUACUCCCUGUCGGCCAGCCGUCACAGAAAAGGUAUGUGCAGUACUUCAGCGGCCUGCUCUCGGGUAACAUCAAAAUCAACAACAAGCCGCUGUUUCUUCACCACGUCAUCAUGCACGGCAUCCCCAACUUUGAGUCGCAAGGAGGUUGUCGUCCUUUCCUCAAAAUAUACCAGGCCAUGCAGCCCGUCUACACAUCUGGAAUAUAUAAUGUUCAAGGGGACAGCCAGACCAGCAUCUGCAUCACUAUUGAGCCGGGACUGCUUCUCAAGGGAGACAUACUGCUGAAGUGCUACCACAAGAGGUACCGCAGCCCGUCCCGCGACGUGGUAUUCCGGGUUCAGUUCCACACAUGCGCCGUCCACGACCUGGGCAUCGUGUUCGGGAAGGAGGAGCUCGACGAGACCUUCAAAGAUGACAGGUUUCCAGAAUAUGGCAAAGUGGAGUUUGUCUUCUCGUUUGGGCCGGAAAAGAUCCAUGGUCAAGGUAUGGAUCGCCUGGAGAAUGGCCCAAGUGUCUCCGUGGACUACAAUACCCAGGAUCCUCUGAUCCGCUGGGACUCCUACGAAAACUUUAAUCAGCACUGUGAGGACAACGCAGAGGAAGUCAUCCACACAGAAGGUCCUUUGGACGGUAGUUUGUACGCCAAGGUCCGCAAGAAGGAGUCUGCCGAGGGUUCGGUGACGGCUAACGGCCUGCCGCCCACCGCCGUCGACCACGCCCUACCCGCCGUCGACCACGCCCUCUCGGUGAGCAGCGACUCGGGAAACUCCACCGCCUCCAUCAAGACCGACCGGACGGAUGAAGCCGCACUAGCGGCCCCGCCCACUGCCCCUCUGAGCCAGACGAACCCGCCCUUCGUCGCAGAGGAGCAGCGCCAGGUCCCGGCAGCGACCCAGCAACCCCUCAGCCUCCAGGAGAAGCAGGAGCUGGACCAGCUGCUGAGCGGGCUGGAGGGCCCCCUGCGCCGGCAGGGCUACCUGACCGCGCCCCCCGCCCAGGCCGCGGGCAGGAUGCUGCACCUGGUGCCCGCCCAGGUGCACGUCAACGGCCACCACAACGCCCUCAUCUCAGCAUCCAGCCCGACCACCAACGCCACCGCCGCCGCUGCCACCGCCAACAGCAGCGGCAACAACACCAUGGACCGCGAGACGGACAUCCUGGACGACGAGCUCCCCACCAGCCAGGAGGGGAACAGCGUGGACAGCCUGGGGACCUUCUCCUCCACCGAGGGCCGGGCCACACCCGCCGACCUCUACUACCAGUCGGAGGUGAUCGUGACCAACGGGCAGGACCACGUGCCCUACCUGGAGCGCAGCGCGCCCGAGAGGCCCCUGGAGUCCCCCAGCGUCCACUACGGGAAAGCCGGAGGCAUGACGCAGAGCGAGUCGGUGCCGACCUCCGGCGAGUACCCCAUGGGUCUGAACGGCGGCCUGUACCGCACGCAGUCCUGUGGCGGGGAGCUGAAGUCCAUGCCCAGAGCCCCCACCCGGACCACCAGCAGCAAGGACGCGGUCCAGCGGGGCCUCAACGUGUGGCAGAGGUUCGGCGUGCCGGAGGAGCCCAUGACGGAGGGCCUCAGCUUCAGCCCGCCAAAGGCCUCCACGGCUGGCCAGAGCAGCCUGUCCCAGUUCCCCCAGCGCCGCAGCACCUCGCAGCAGGAGAUCGAGCAGUCCAUCGAGACCCUCAACCUCCUCAUGCUGGACCUGGACCCGGGCCGCCCUGCGGUGCCAAAGUCCCAGAGCGCCCCGCUGAGGGAGGCCAGCGUGGUCACCACCCAGCCCUCCUUCUCCCAGAGCCAGGCCCGGCCCUCCUACCAGGCCGACGCCGCCAUCCACGCCAACCAUCCCGCCCACCCCGCCGGCCCCGUGUCCGACAUGAGCCGCCACUUCGCCUCCCCGCCGGGCUCGUCCCACGGCCCCGGGUUCCAGGGCUACGCGACCCUUCCCAACGGGACGGGGCUACAGCCGCAGGCCUCCAGCGGUGGAGUGGGGCAUUUCCAGCUGAAGCCCAUCAACAACUACCCUCCCAGCACCAUGGCCCUGGCCACGGAGGCCCCGGAGAUGGAGAGGAGCCCCAGCGCAGCCUCUGCGUCAUCCCAGCCCAGAGAGGCGGAUUCGGAUGAGGUGUUCAAUGUAGAGGGCCUGGUGGCCCAGCGGGUGGCCGAGUACUCGGCUCGGGCACAAAGUGUCCGAAAGAUUUCCCUUCAGUCUGACCACCAACGUUCCCAGUCUCCCUCUGGUGUCCAGUCUCGGGGGAUUUCGUUUGAGGACCCCACCGCCCCGUCGCCGCGCCACCGGGUGCCCAGCGACGGAGGGCAGUUCCAGAACGUUCCGGACGGCAGCGUUGACGCCACCUGCCCUGACGGACCCCUUCGCUCGCCCAUCCGCUGCGUCUCGCCAGAGUUUGUUAACGCCAUCGCUUUGAACCCCGGCGGGAGACCCAAGGAGAGGCACAUCCACAGCUACCGGGAGGCCUUCGAGGAGCUGGAGGCGGGGGGGCCCGUGAGCCCCUCCCCUCUUGCUGGUGGUGAGGUCUUCCCCCAAACCCCUGCAUUCCCUGUGUCGCCGCAAACCCCUUACUUCAACCUGUGUCGCUCGCCCCCUGGUCUCGCCAAGACCCCGCUGUCCGCACUGGGGCUCAAACCACACAAUCCGGCUGAGAUCCUGCUCAACCAAACCGGCUCAGAGGAUGAGAGCGAUCAGGGUGAGGAAGCCCCGAGAAGUUACGUGGAGUCUGUGGCCCGUUCAGCGUCCUCCUCCGGAGACCCCCCAGGUCCCAGCUCCCCCCAGGGUCUCUGCCCAGUGGGAGAGGCUGUGCUGGGCAGCCAGAGGACCCCCAGCCCGCUGUCCACCCAGGCCCUCAACACCCCUCUGUCCAGCAGUAGCCCCAUCCAGAUCUCCAGUGAUCAUCCGUUGAUGGACAGCUCCAGCAGCCUUCCCUUCCAGCCCACUACUGACUCGGGCUACCACUCCCAGCCAAUGGAGAGCCUCCGUCCCACCCCUAGUUCCUCCUACCAGGUUAUGCCCACCCCCCAAUACCAAGCCAUGCCCACUUCCCAAUACCAAGGCACGCCCACUUCCCAAUACCAAGUCACGCCCACUUCCCCUUACCAAGUCACGCCCACUUCCCCUUACCAGGCUAUGCCCAGCUCUUACCAGCCAACGCCCACACCCUGCUACCAGGUCACCACCACCCCCUCCUACCAACCCAUGCCCCCCUCCUCCUGCUACCAGGGCACUCCCACCCCCGCCUCCUACCUGGACUCCAGCACCCCGCCCUCCUCCUCUUACCUGGUUGGCCCCGCCCCCACCCUCUCCUACCUCGGCCACCCCAGCAGCCACCUGGUCGGGGGAGGCUAUGUCUUGUCGGACCCCGGUCCCCCCUCCCAGGACCCGAUGCAGGCCCUCCUCCACGGGGGCCACGCCCCGGCACCUCAUCCCACGCUGUAUUCCCCGGGCUCUGCCCACCAGCAGCACGGCCCCUCCUCCUCCGCCCUGGCCGCCGCCGCCCAGGGCAGCCCCCACCUGGGUCGGCAACCGUUGCCGUGCAGUGGCUUCGAGGCCCCAGGGCUCCAAGGGCCCCUGGGUCCGGGGGGGGGCAGUCCCGUCCUUGCCCGGCGCCCGUCCCAGGGCGGCCAGAGCAGCCCGGUGCUGAUCCGCCAGAGCUCUCUGGGGCCCGGCUCCCAGAGGAGCCCCGUUCUGAGCCGCCAGCCAGGCGCCGCCGCCGCCCACCAGGGCAGUCCCGUCCUGCCCCGCCACGCCUCGGCCUCGCAGGCCUCCCAGCGGAGCCCCAGCCUGGACCGCCACCCGCUGCACAGCGGCUACACCACGCCCGACGAGCGGCACGGCAACCUGUCCCGGCAGAGCAGCUCCUCGGGCUACCAGGGCCCCCCCACGCCCUCCUUCCCCGUGUCCCCCGCCGGCUACCUGGACGGGGGCGCCCUGGGGGGCUUCCGGCAGGGCAGCCCCGCGCCGGGCUUCCAGCCCCAGCUGCCCGAGAAGAGGCGCAUGUCCAGCGGGGAGCGGCCGGCCAACGGAGCGCUGUCGUACGGCACGCUCAACGGCAAGAUGUCCUCCUCGUCUUCCUCGCCGCUGUCCGGCGGAGGGGGAACGCCCGGAUACUUCCACACCCUGCCCGACUUCUCCAAGUUCAACAUGCCUGACGGGAGUCCUGAGUCUCGGCUGAACGUCAAGUUCGUACAGGACACGUCCAAGUUUUGGUACAAGCCGGAGAUAUCCAGAGAACAAGCCAUCUGCCUGCUGAAGGAGAGGGAGCCGGGGGCCUUCGUGAUCCGGGACAGCCACUCCUUCCGGGGGGCCUACGGUCUGGCCAUGAAGGUGGCCUCCCCCCCGCCCACCGUGCAGCCCACCAAGAAAGCAGGUGACAUCACCAAUGAGCUGGUGAGACACUUCCUGAUAGAGAGCAGCCCCAAAGGAGUGAAGCUGAAGGGGUGUCCCAAUGAACCCUUCUUUGGCUGUCUGUCUGCGCUGGUCUACCAACAUGCCAUCACACCCCUGGCCCUGCCAUGCAAGCUGCUGAUCCCCACCACAGAUCUCAAUGAGGAGGCGCCGGUGGUUCCCGUGGCAACAAACCCACUAGCCGAGCGACUAAAACAAGGAGCAGUUCCUUCAGUGCAGAGGGUCCCUGAUGAUUCCCAUGCAUGCAAUGUGCUCUACAUCAACUCAGUAGACAUGGAGUCUCUGACAGGCCCUCAGGCCGUUGCCAAGGCGAUAUCCGAGACACUGGCUGCUGGGACGCCCCCUACCGCAACAGUGGUGCACUUCAAGGUGUCGGCGCAAGGCAUCACUCUGACCGACAACCAGAGGAAGCUAUUCUUCCGACGUCACUACCCGACCAACAGCGUGACAUUCUGUGACAUCGACCCACAGGACAGAAAGUGGAACAAAUCGGAAGGAGGCACAGCAAAGCUCUUCGGCUUUGUGGCCAGGAAGCAGGGCAGCACGACGGACAACGUCAGCCACCUCUUCGCCGAGAUGGACCCGGAGCAGCCCGCCAACGCCAUCGUCAACUUCGUGCUGAAGAUGAUCGCCGCGCAGAAGCGAUGAAGGGCGGCGAGAAAAAAAAAACCCUGGCGCCUUUUUCUUUCACCCUUUGGUUGUUUUGGUUCUCAUCGUUCUUCAAAAAGUUUCAAAGAACACUUCUGUUUGAAUUUGGACUUUCUGGACCUUUCAACGUUUGUUUAUGUCUGCUUUCUUUCCUUUUUUCCCUUUUUUUUCCCUUUCUUUCUUUUGUGUUAUGUUAAGGCUGAUGUGUGAGUCUGUGCACGUGGACAUGAUUGUGUGUUGAGCACAGUGUGUGCUUGACUGUUGAGCAGACAAUAAGAGGUGUGUUUUGUUUCUUCGUUCUAUUGAGAACCUCAACAGGUUGUGUCUGUGUGUGUGUUUGCGCGUGUGUGAGUGUCUGUGCGCGUUUGUCCGUGUGCUUUUCUUCUUGAGUGGACCUCAGAAUGGAACAGAGGAAGUGCAGAAUGGGGGCGUGGCUGAAAGUAAGGGGUUGGGGGGGGACUGUUCUGUCCUCCUGUUGCCGGGGGCGAUACACGAUCAGGAAGAGGAAAUGACAUCACGUGAGCAGAUGUUUUGUGGCGAUUGUUUUAGGGAGAUACAUUUUUUUUGUUUUGUUAGGUUUUUGGGUAAAGAAUAUGGCAAGUUGCGUGAUGUAAGGGUGGUUUCCUAAUCUAUCAGGCUUUCGACUGGUCAACCAAAGAUUAAAAAGAAAAAGAAACCAGGUUGAAUAUAGUGUUCCACUGUUCGAGGGUUGGAAAACAUCCUUUUGUAUAAAAAAAGACAAAAUAUGGCUGCUUAAUCAAAUUUACUGAACUGUUUAUUUUUGUCUGUGUAGCGAUACAGUAGGUCAACCUAGUUUGAAAAGAAGAAGAAAAAAAAGAAAAAUAUGCACCUUUGCCUCCUGCAAACAUGUUUAAGGACGCUUUUGCAUAAGGCAAGGUCAUGUACAUAUUCUCGACAGCUUUCCCAGUAGUUCUGUAUUAGAUGCCUUAUGGUGCCUGACCUUUUUUUUUUAACAAAGAGCUUUGUAAAGAAAAUAAGACAAUAAAAAAACGAACAGAUCUCUUAUAUAUGCAACUAAACGGAAUGAGGAUUUCCCGAAGUUAUUUCUAUAUAGCCACGUAGCGUCGCUAGGUAAGCGUAUGUUCUGUCCACCAAUGCAAAUAAUCCGCUCAACCGUAGUCCUUAUUUUGCAGUUUGUUUUCGUUUUCCGUACUUGUAUUCGUGUAAAUUAUCGCGAGAAUGUCAUCCAAUCAUCGUGUCCAAGCAACUCUCGAUCGCUUUGAUUGGCGAAAACUACGAAAAUCUCCUUAAGGGCGCCGAUCUUUGCGCUCGCCCCUCCAUCCCCCGUCUGCACGGCACCGCAUAGCCACACUGUCCGUUUAUUCACCGUUAGAAGGGCUAAAAGGGUCUUUUGAGAUGCGAAUCUUCACAUAAAAGGCUUGCACUAGUAUCGCACUCUACAUUUUUAUUUUCCGAGAAAAAAAAUCAAAUAGAAUAUACACAAAUAGGAAGAAGCUAUUAUCACUGUGCAUCUGACUUUAAAACAGUUAACUCUCACCUCCUACCCGGAAGUAAGCUAAACAUAUAAAUAUACGUAUUAAAAGCUAUAUUAAACUUUCAAAUGUUGACUAAAAGUAUUUAUUUUUUUUGCAAUGUUGCUCUAUGUUAACCUGUAUACAUGUAUUAUAUAGUAUGCAUCAAGAUUACUGAAAGCAAGGAAAAAAAUAUCUUUAUUUUGGCUAAAAAACACAACUUUAAACUGCCUUGAAAUAUAUAUGAUGUAAAGUGUGUGCAUUUUAAAGAGUGUCACUGUUUGUUUUGAAUAUGUUUUUUCACAGCGUUAUGAUAUUAUGCUUAAUUUGUUUUCACCGUCAAGAAAGCUUCUUUGACAGGAGAUGAGCGCUUUGUAUGAAAGUUUGUUUUGAAAAUCGGUCCAUGACGCCAAUACAAAUUUGAAUCCAACUUCAACCGAGUUUUACAAAAUACGCAAUCUAAAGUAAGCACUUAAAUGUUGACAUUUCUAUUCGUAUUCGCAGAACACAGCAUCAAAAUAUCAUUAGAGAUUGCAUGGUGUUCAUUGCAUGUGUAGAAGAUGAAACAAUGCUUUCCUUCUGCACAUCUCCCCGUCCUAAGUAUUGUGUGCAGAAGAAAAGGGGCAUUUAUCUUACUUUGCCACUUCUGCCCUCGUGUGGUAAAAAAGGGCCAUCACAAAAGAUCCUGUCUUAUUCGGAUACAGUGUUUUAACUGUGAUUCAGUCCAUUUUAUUUCGAACUUGCAAAUCACUUUGCUUGUUGAUUUUUAUUUGUUUGUGUUUUAUUUUAGUCCCAGGAAGGUUAAGACAUCAUGGACGUUACUGUGUAUGAAGCUUUAUAGAUUCAAGUUUGAAGCAAGGCGUAGCUACUGAGAUAUGGCCAAAAAUCUAGGACGAUCUUAACCAGAAAAAUAAAGAAUAUCAAAAUAAAUAUUAAAACAAAAACACAAAAUGAACAAACAAAGCACUUAUGGGCGCAUUUUUUUUUUAACAUGACUACAAUGUGUCCUAAGAUAGAGGCUGCAUGCUCAAGCUUGGCGGCACUAAUCUCUACUUCAUCGUGUUCUUCAAAAUAAAAGCUAUCAUGUCUAGCAGGAUGUUGGUUUGAAGUGUUACUUGUCUAGUCUACAUUUCUGUGUCAGGACAAGGACCAGAUACAUGUAAGAUGAGUCUACGUAUCUUCAGAAAAACAAAAAGACUCUCUCUGCCACAAUUGAAUGUUUGCGUUUGUCUUUUAUUUUCUUUAUUUUGUUUUAACUUUUUGCCAAGAAGGAAACUCCAGUAGUGUCUGGACUAAGAAUGUGUGUAAAUGAGCUACGAUGCCUGUACAGAGCAGUGUAUUUUUUUGGUUUGCUAUAUUGUAUGGCUUUUACUAUUUCUGAAAAAAAGAAAUAAAAAACACAUUAAAAAGCAAUACAGAUCACAACAAA